ACCGAUUCAGUACUCGUUGGCGAUUCAGCAGGCUGUGAGCUCUGUUCUCUCUGUGCUCAUCUCCACUUCCAGCAUCCUUUCUGUUCCCCUGCAGCUCCUCCACAUCACUGGGGAUUAGUGAGUCCACACUGCAUCCUGCUCCCCUUUAUUCUGCACUCUUAGUGUCUUAAAGGAUCUCCAGGAUUUGGAGCAGUAAAAUUGGGUGCACUUGGAUUUACAGCUACCUCGCGUCCUUUACUGAGCACAGCAGCUACAGUUUCAGCCAAAGGUUUGCUUUGAUUGAACUGAAAUCACAGCCAUGGAUGAAAUGGAUGUGCCGCAGCUGAAGAAAGAGGUAGAGAGCCUCAAGUACCAGCUGGCGUUUAAGAGGGAGAAAUCAUCCAAGACAGUCACAGACUUGGUGAAGUGGAUUGAGGAUGGAGUGCCCACUGACCCGUUUUUGAACCCUGAGCUGAUGAAGAAUAACCCAUGGGUGGAAAAGGGCAAGUGUGUGAUCAUUUAGGAUGGAAACAACGGAACAGCACAGAUCUGAAUGUCCACGCACACACACACACACACACACACACACACACACACACAGCGGCAUUAGCACCGUACAGUCACUUGCAAGAUCUGAAACUAUGCCACGCAUUACUAUAUUAUAUUCAUAAAGGUCAAUAUGUUAUUAAAAACUCACUAUUAAUAUUAUAUUCAUAGAAAAAUAACUCAAUCUAUUUAUAUGCACUUAGUUCUUUUAGUCUGUUACAUAUUAGUUUGCUUGCGCUUUUUUUAAACUCAAGUUUUAGUGUCUCACUGCCAGAAAAUGAGUGACAGAUUAAUGCCUGCAAAUAAAUGAGAGAAUUAUUGCAUUCUGAAAUGUAUAAAUCUGCAGAUUUUUCUCUUUUUCUCUGCAGCGUGUUAAUCUGUCCAUCACGACAGUGCACCAUUUAGACAGAAACCACAGAAACAUGUUCACAUUCAGCACCAUUUCGUUGAGUCUGUUUGAUUACUUAAUUUAUGAUCUAUUUAUUUAUUUAUGUUUUGUUUUUGUUUUUUUUUAAAUUAACUGUUGAUGCUCUGAUGGACUUGAUAUUUUAAAAUUUAGGUCUGAGGUUCCGAGUUACACUACUGAGAACGUUUUAUUUUUUUUUUUUAAUUUCUUCACUGAUUACACACUAAUAUGAUGUUCUCCAUAGGUGACGCUUGGUAUAACAGAAUCCAUUUCUUUAUUUCUACAGUCUAUUAUUUAACACUGAAAUGAAUCCAGUGUUUAGCUGCUAAGAAAUCUUCAUUUGAUAUGAUAUAUGACACAUAUGUAAGACACGUUUUUAAAAACCCAUCAGAUGUUGCUAUGACUGAAUUCUGGCAACCAAAAAUGACCAAAAAUUGGGGGCUUCUUCCUAUAAGAUACUUUGACACAUCUAUUAAGAAAGCGUAAAGAUAUUUCAUGAAAACGAUGUAGAAAUGUUUUAUUAACAUUUUAAACUCGAAGCUUUAACUUUAAGCUUUCUGCAAAUCACGUUGUGUAAAUGAGCCAGUUUAACAAACACAACUCCAAAAAAUGCUGUAGCCUAUGUAUAAAGGUGGGUAGAAAGAUUUUUUUUUUUUGGUCAUUUUGAUUAUUUUUUUAAUAUUUUAUUUAUCACACGUUAAAUUUAAAUGCAAAUUAAAUCAAUAAAUAAUAGUUGUUUUUAGAGAAUCAGUGUACUGGUGUCUUUCAGUGGAAUGGAUUCUUUAAAUGCAGUUUUCUCACAAAAAAUGUCAAAACAUCACUAUGUGAAGGGUUUUCUCUGACCAACACACAAAUGUUGCUAGAUGUCAUCAUUUUACGUUAAUACAGAGUACGUCUAUUUGGUUUAGCAAGCAAGCUAACGUUCCUAUUCUUAUUCAUUACCUAGCUGGCUAGAUACCAGUGUUUUAAUGUCACUAGUAAUCGGAAAGGUGCUUAGCUAACUUUAGCCUGUGCACAAAGGAGACAUGACGAUCUGUGUUUUAAUUUAUAGAAUAAUGUAGACUUGUUUUAGGGUUUGUUUUUUUUUUUUUUCAAUAUUUUUUUAGUUUCUCGAAAAGUGGCGAAAUAUAAACAACUCUUGGUAGGAAACUCAGACUCUCGGACCUGACUGUGUGAUGAGCAAAAGAAGAAAUAACACACAUUAUGCCAGUUUUCACCAUCUGAUACUGCCUUGGUCACGCUUUCCUUAAAAAGAAUGAAUGUGUUUUGUAAGCGAACCGGCUCUGAUGCACAAACUAAUUUUUUUCCAAAGGCAAGGCAAGGUGUGUGUUAAUCUCUGACUUCUGAUUUUGUUCUGUUUUUAUAUAUUUAUCAAUUUUAAAAAACCUGCAGCGUGUUAGUUAGAGAUUAUGCAUAAGAUCAUGGGUUCUAGGUUAAUGACUAAGCAAUAAGUAAUGGCAUUUUUUAUUGAAUGUUUUACAAAAAAAAACAUUUAUCUUGAAUAAAGUAGAGGAAUUUUA
This is a messenger RNA of Pangasianodon hypophthalmus (striped catfish), 2451 nucleotides long. It is a transcript of the gene gng13b, whose product is annotated as guanine nucleotide binding protein (G protein), gamma 13b. Gene Ontology annotation, molecular function: G-protein beta-subunit binding. NCBI's taxonomy places the organism in Eukaryota, Metazoa, Chordata, Actinopteri, Siluriformes, Pangasiidae. The record is from RefSeq and is a predicted model, not a curated record. The transcript has 3 exons. The coding region runs from base 299 to 502 and encodes 67 amino acids. Gene Ontology annotation, biological process: phospholipase C-activating G protein-coupled receptor signaling pathway; sensory perception of taste. Gene Ontology annotation, cellular component: heterotrimeric G-protein complex.